This is a messenger RNA of Arachis duranensis, 1992 nucleotides long. RefSeq names its product protein CPR-5. Bases 23 to 1744 code for a protein of 573 amino acids. The record is from RefSeq and is a predicted model, not a curated record. The transcript is spliced from 5 exons. Gene Ontology annotation, biological process: defense response; trichome morphogenesis; leaf senescence. Lineage: Eukaryota; Viridiplantae; Streptophyta; Magnoliopsida; Fabales; Fabaceae.
CUGUUAUUCCUGCGGCGUUUUGAUGGACGCUCUUGCUUCUCCCCGCCACCGCUCCACAAUUGAAAUUCCCAGCGCAGAACACAAUAGCGAGAAUCAGAAGGACACCGAUUGCUCGAGUCCUAUGCCUGAGAUCGUGAAUUGCGCCUCGGAAGUAGCAGAACCGAUUAACAGAUGCGAGAACGGAACCCUAAUGAAGAGAAGGGCCAGCCUUGGUGAUUCCGAAGCGACGUCGUCGACGAGUUCCGUGCGGAAAACGAAACGCAAGGGGGUGGCGUUCAAACGACGGAACUCUAGAGUCGCCGUUGCUCGCCGGAAAAGGGGUAAUGUGGACGAAAUUGGCCUUCCUCUUGGAAUGUCGUUUGCCGCCGUUAUGGCUCAGGUUCUGUAUAGAAGAGAUGCAGCAGCUGAAAGCAUGUCGCCCACUCAUCUUUCGUCGAUGUGCACCUCAGCUAUCAGAGAAUCGCUAGCCAAUGUUUUCGGAGACAAGCUGGAUGGCCUGACGAGGAAUUUUGAGCAGUCUUUUGGUAGCACAUUGAGUACACUUAGAUUAAUUUAUGAAUCAUCUACAAACAAUGAAGGGAAUAAAGUUAAUGAUAUGAAGAAGGAAAUUCCAAAUCCUAAAUUGAGUCUUGACAAAAAGGAUUUCUCAAGAGAUAUUGUCAUUGAAGAUGGAAAUUCUGGGGCAGCAUCUCCUACUGAAUAUGUUAAUCGCAAUGGGAUGAAGGAGAACAUUCAUGUGGAUUCAGUUAGUCGUCAUAUGGAUCCAGUUGAUCGUGGUCUGAUUUUGCAUGGGCAACAAAAUCAGUUGAUAUCUUUUUCUCGAAGCUCUUCUGGGUCAGUAAUUGAUAAUCCUAUCGUCAGUGUUUUUGAGAAAUCUAUUGUAGAGCAGUCUCGUUCUAAUGACCUCAAGGAAAUAGAACUUGGCUUUACAAUGAGAAAAUUGAAAUUGAAAGAGGCACAGUUGUCUCUCAACAUGGAUUCGAAUAACCUAGAAAGAUCUAAGUUAGCCAUGGGAGCAUCAAAGGUGUCUUUCAAAGUUGAAAAGUUUAAGAACCAGUUAGAAGAUACAAAAUAUGGAGAGCUGAGUAAAAAGUGCAUAGAUUGUCUUAUUGCUGGUCUGUUUCUUAUGUCAUCUUCACUGCUGUAUGGUGCUUAUGUAUACUCCUAUGAAAGGAUUGUUGAGGUCACCGAAUCAUGUUCGCCAUCAACUGAGGACUCUUCCUCUUGGUGGACUCCCAAAUCAGUGUCCUAUUUCAAUUCAAGGUUGAAUAUUUUGUGGUGUCAAGUUCAAGUUAUGAGCCGAAUGAUAUUUGGUGUCUUGAUGAUAUUUGCAAUUGCAUAUUUGCUCCUCAUGAGGUCAACAACAUCAUCACAGAAUAUGCCAGUUACUUUCAUCCUUUUGAUGUUAGGAGUUGGUUGCGGAUAUUGUGGCAAGCUGUGUGUAGAUACAUUGGGAGGGAAUGGUUAUGUGUGGCUCUUAUAUUGGGAGACGCUGUGCUUGCUGCAUUUCUUCUGUAUUGGCUUCACAUCCGUUUUCUACCAAGUCCUUUAUGGACCCGUUACGCCAGCACAAACAUUUAAGGAGAAUCCCAUUAUCCGGUACUGGAUUCGCCGAUUUCUGUUCUAUGCUACUUUGCUCGCGUUUCUACCGUUGCUUUGUGGUCUCACGCCUUUUGCAAGCCUAUUAGAAUGGAAAGACCAUUUAUUAUUGAAGGUGUCAGAUUUUAGCGAAAUCGAUUCCUAAAUCCUUCCUCUUUACACCUUGUGCCUUACUAUGAGAUGCCUAUAGAAUGUGGUAAACCAACAAGCCAAGCUCCAUGUAUUUAUUGUAUUUGUGUCCAUAUUUUACCUUUUUGCCUGAGUAAUGAGUAUGCUUUGCUUGUGGUAAGUGAACAAGCCAAGUCGUGUUAUGCUAAUUAUUCCCCGUACAGUGUAAUAUUGUAAGUUAUGCAAUGAGUAUUGCAUUUGGCAGCCAUGUUUUGAAUUGGAUAA